Molecule: messenger RNA, 1285 nt
Organism: Hevea brasiliensis (rubber tree)
Lineage: Eukaryota; Viridiplantae; Streptophyta; Magnoliopsida; Malpighiales; Euphorbiaceae
Product: aquaporin PIP2-7
Exons: 4
Coding region: 212-1054 (280 amino acids)
Biological process (GO): transmembrane transport
Cellular component (GO): plasma membrane
Molecular function (GO): water channel activity
Source: RefSeq, a predicted model, not a curated record
AUAUUUAAAAUUUGGAUUACAAAGUGUUUGAUUUGAAGGGGAAAAGAAAAGUUCACAUCAUUUGCCAACUGAUGUAAUCCUGAUAGGUUUUGUUCCAUUAUGCUAAAGCAUAUGCUCCCCUUACUCUUGGAUAAAUUCAAUCUUAUAUAAUUCUCACUCCACUCACUGUAAGCUCUCUCUCAUCUUGUAUGCUAAAUAAUUAAUUUUCAAGAUGGCGAAGGAAGUGACAGAAGAAGCAGGGGAGGCUUCGCAGCAAGAAAGAGACUAUGUGGAACCGCCACCAGCACCCCUUUUCGAUCCGGAAGAGCUUGGUCUGUGGUCUUUUUACAGAGCUGUCAUCGCAGAGUUCAUUGCUACCCUUCUCUUUCUCUAUGUCACUGUUGCCACCGUGAUUGGUUACAAGAAACAAACUGACCCCUGUGCAGGCGUUGGCUUUCUAGGCAUUGCAUGGUCUUUUGGUGGCAUGAUUUUCAUCCUUGUAUACUGUACUGCUGGAAUAUCAGGUGGUCACAUUAACCCAGCUGUGACCUUUGGUUUGUUCUUGGCAAGGAAGGUGUCACUGGUGCGAGCAAUUGCUUACAUGGUUGCUCAGUGCUUGGGAGCAAUAUGUGGAGUAGGUAUAGUUAAGGGAAUUAUGAAGGACUUUUAUAAUGCACAAGGAGGUGGUGCUAACACUGUGGCUGCGACAUACUCCAAGGGAACUGCUCUUGGAGCUGAGAUUAUUGGGACUUUUGUCCUCGUCUAUAUUGUGUUAUCUGCCACUGACCCCAAGCGUAACGCGCGUGAUUCUCACGUUCCUGUUUUGGCUCCCUUGCCAAUUGGUUUUGCAGUUUUUAUGGUGCACCUAGCUACCAUCCCCAUAACAGGCACUGGAAUCAACCCGGCUCGUAGCUUUGGGGCUGCUGUUAUAUAUAACAACGACAAAGUCUGGGAUGACCAGUGGAUCUUCUGGGUAGGGCCAUUUGUGGGAGCACUUGCUGCAGCAAUAUAUCACCAGCACAUACUGAGAGGCACAGCCAUAAAAGCACUGGGAUCGUUCACCACCAACAAUUAAUAACAACUAAGCGAAUCCCUCCUCUCUGCAAAUCUCCUCUAUAUGGCAUGCAGUCAGCUAGCUGUAUAAUUGUAUUUGUAUUUCAUUGUUUUCGUUCGUAGUCUGGAAUCUGCACUUUAUGGUGAUUGGAGACUUGUGAGCUUGUGUUUGUGGUCUCUUCAAUUAUUGGUUCAUCAAACAUUUUAAUUUGUAAAUCUGAUUUGUAGUUAAAAGUUGGUUUUCUUGUUUUAA